Molecule: messenger RNA, 1237 nt
Organism: Pseudogymnoascus verrucosus
Lineage: Eukaryota; Fungi; Ascomycota; Leotiomycetes; Thelebolales; Thelebolaceae
Exons: 4
Coding region: 218-1147 (309 amino acids)
Source: RefSeq, a predicted model, not a curated record
GGCUUAAUAAUUACCUUUUUUUGUGCAAUGGCGAUAGAUAGAACACCCGCUUAAAGACAAAGGCGGUGCUGGUGCAUAUGACAAAGCAGGGAGAGCUAAUGACGUGCCGGGUGUUGGUCCCGCUGUGGUGGUGGUGUGAUUAAUCAUUAAUGUUACGGGACUGAUUGAGAGCUCACAAAGGAAAGAGCUAUUGGUGUAUCGUGACGUCGAUUGAGAAAUGUAUAUAAUGCGCUCUUUCCUCGCUGCUUCUUCUUCGCUUUCUUCAACUUCACUCUGUGCACAUAUACCCCGACGACUUGUACGCUUCUCACUUACACCACUCCAACCUCAGCUUCGGCACUUCACUUCUAAGAAAACUAUACAUAAACAAACACAUCCUACCCGACAGCCUUCAAAAAAGGGAAAGGGAAUCAACAUGUCUCAAUCAAUCUACAUCGAUGAGACACCUGCUGAUGUCAAGAAUGCAAAGGGCCUCCACUUGGUGACCCAAAGCACCCCCAACGGCCAAAAGGUCCAGAUCUUGCUUGAGGAGCUCAAGGACAAAUAUGGUCUCCAAUUCACCACUACUGUGAUCGACAUCUCCACCAACGAGCAGAAGAAGGAGUGGUUCCUCCGUCUCAACCCCAACGGCCGCAUCCCCGUCCUCAUCGACAACAACCAAUCCCCCCCCUUCCCCGUCUUCGAGACCUCCGCCAUCCUUCUCUACCUCGUCCGUAACUACGACCCGGACCACCACUUCCGCUUCAAGGACGAGCUCCAGACCAGCCAGGCCGAGCAAUGGCUUAUUUUCUGGCACGGCAGCGGAGCUCCGUACCAAGGCAACACCAACUUCUUCCGCAGACAAGCCGAGCAGAUUCCCUUCGCAAUUAACCGUUUCCGCAACGAGACUCUCCGCGUUUAUGAGGUGCUUGAGAUCCAAUUGUCGGGUAGAUAUACCGGUGUCGAGCGCGAGUACCUUGCUGGUAACGGAAAGGGCAGAUACAGUGUUGCCGAGCUUGGCACCUGGCCUUGGGUCAAGGGCUGGAAGAACACCGGGUUCACUGAUGAGGAGCUCGCGAAGUUCCCGCACUUGCUCCGCUGGAUCGAUAGGGUUGCGGCGAGGGAGGCCGUCCAGCGCGGAAUCGGCGAGGCGUAUCAGAAGAAGUAAAGGAUACGAGUAAUAGGGCUUAGGUGCUCUGGGGAAACGUAACACUAUUGCAUGAGCUUAGGCGUAAAAUAUGAUAUUAUUUGAACUACA